This is a messenger RNA of Penaeus indicus, 3642 nucleotides long. Its product is annotated as TWiK family of potassium channels protein 7-like. Gene Ontology annotation, biological process: stabilization of membrane potential; potassium ion transmembrane transport. Lineage: Eukaryota; Metazoa; Arthropoda; Malacostraca; Decapoda; Penaeidae. The transcript is spliced from 3 exons. Gene Ontology annotation, cellular component: plasma membrane. The coding region runs from base 1107 to 2258 and encodes 383 amino acids. Gene Ontology annotation, molecular function: outward rectifier potassium channel activity; potassium ion leak channel activity. The record is from RefSeq and is a predicted model, not a curated record.
CCGACCCACCGCCGCUAGCAGGAACUACCAGUGUCACGGUGCCCCACAGUGCCAGUGAGGGAGUUUCUGUGCGUACAUGUAAUCACAGGAGGCGGUUUGUUAUGAAUAGUUGGUGUAGGGCCUCGCGCCCUUGUGCACGCUUGUAAGACUCGGGAGCUUUCCGACACAGUGUUAGAGACCCGCCAAGUGUCACGACCUUAGUGCUCACUCUGAUUCCCUUGCCGUCUUCAGCCUCUUCGGAUUACUCGUCAUUUUCUUCGUCAGUGUUGGCUAGUAUCAAUCUGCCGCUCACAAGUGAUCGUGAUAUGUGACGCCUGAACAUAAAUAGUCAAGCGCCGCAAAAAUUGGCUACGUUUUUAGACGGCCUUGCCCCAAAAUUGUUGGGUAAGUGUGUGGUUCCCAUGCCAAGCUUCGGAGCUGCUAGGAACAUGAACAAACCUACCAUGCAAACACUCAACAACUCGGUAACAUCUGCAAGUGCUCUAAUGUGCCGAAACUCCCAGGGACGACGCCAUGCUGCUGUGACUGCCACGCGACGCUACUCCCGUGCCGCCCUCUGCAGCCCGCUCGCCGCCAGCGCCCCUCGGCUCCUCUCACCCUCUUCGCCCACAAGCUGAAGAUGGAAUGCUUGCUGCUCUCUUCCUUCCUUCCAUCUCGCUUCUCUCUGUCUCUCUGGCUCUCUUCCUCGCUGUCGAGCGCAGAUUGGGGCGCUGUCAUGGACCUGAGACCGGGACUUCCCCACGGGUAAAUCUCUCGCAGCAGCUGUUUUUUCCGUCUGAUCUCAUCUACCGUUGCCAGGACAACGCGGGAACACGGCCUCUCUUAGGGCCUUCAUGCUGCGUUUCCCGCUUCCCUCCCAGCUCAUCCGUAUUUAGAUUCUAUGAACACUAUGAAGAUGGUAGAUCUCCAAUGACUCCCACGAGCGCAAGCCUGCCUAGCCCGAGCGAGCGUCAGGCGAGCGUGUGGUAUGCCGAGUAAUUGCCUGGUAAUGCCAGGUACCUGUGUCCGAAACCUGGGACUACAAAGUGUGCGUGACGAGGGAGAGCCCCCGCGCGGGCAACACACACGGGCCUCGGGACUCUCCGCUGAAACCCCUCAUCCUCAUCAUGGCUGUGGAACGCGGUCGCGGCUCCCGACACUCGCACCAGCUCCCGCCUCACUACAUUAAGCCCUUCGGGGAGAAAGUGAAGGACUGUUGCCGCUCCACCAUUGCCUUCAUCUUUAGCAAUGUGGGCGUGUGCGGGCUUAUGGUCGGCUACACCAUCAUGGGCGCCUUCGUGUUCCAGUACAUUGAGGCGCCACAUGAGACCACGACCAUGCGGAGCGUGGACCGCAUCCGCAACCAAACCAUCCAGCAGCUCUGGAACAUCACGGUGGAGUACAACGUCCUCUACAAGAACAACUGGACGGACAGCGUCCAGCUGGUGGUCAACCACUACCAGAAGGAGAUCAUCGCCGCAGUGGGGGACGGCUGGGACGGCGCUGACACGUCCAACGGGCCGUCGCAGUGGUCCAUUGAGGGAGGCUUCCUCUAUUCCCUCACCGUCAUCACCACCAUAGGUUAUGGCCACAUCUCUCCGAACACGGACUUCGGGAAGGUGGCGACCAUCCUCUAUACUAUAUUCGGGAUGCCAGUCUUCCUGCUGUACAUGGCCAACAUGGGCGACAUCCUGGCCAAGAGUCUCAAGUGGACGUACUCCAAGCUGUGCAUGUGCCGCCGACAGGAAUCCAAGUACGACCCGACGGUGGUGUGGCGGUCGGCCGAAGCGACGCUGAGAGCGCCGGCGGGCCCGUCCAACUACCCGGACGGCCACCACCAGCACCGGGACCUGGAAUACCCGCCCGAGCUCGGCGACGAAAUAUCCAUUGACUCUGCUUCGUGGCGGUCGGUGCGCUCCGAGAAGCCCGACCUAUCUUCCGUCAACAUCCCCAUUACAGUGUCGCUCGUGAUCAUGGUGGCGCUGCUGUACGGUGGCACCAAGCUAUUCCAAGAGUAUGAAGGAUGGGAUGUUCUUACCUCCUUUUAUUUUUGUUUUAUUUCGUUAACUACUAUAGGUUUCGGAGACUACGUCCCGGGCUCCUCCGUGAGCACGGUGAGCUCGGGGAGCCGCAUGAGCUUCAUUUAUUGCUCACUCUACCUCAUGUUCGGACUUGCUUUACUCUCCAUGUGUUUUAAUCUAAUGCAGGAGGAAGUGGUGCAUAAGAUAAGCCAGUGCCUCAAAGCUAUUCGCCUCUUCAAAAGGAGAGAGUCGCACUGAUAUGACUCAUCUUUAGUCGGUUUUAGUAAACUUAUUCUACCUUUAACCCUUAUGUUCUGGGCAUGUUACUUUAUCUCCUUAUCUAAACUUCCCCCACGGUGUCUUUUUGCUGUCAUUGUAUGGGUGCCAACUAUACCGCCAUAGGGUGUUCACAGUGUAGUGUUUCAAGGUUACUUAUAAUGCGGUGUAAAGAAAAUGCUCACGUUUUUGCUUAUAUAGCAGAGAAACAUCGGUACCGCAGCACUAAUGCAAUGAAGCACGGGAGUCACGAGGGAAGCAUUGCCUCUUCUAACAGCGCCAAACAACAGGUAGUCUUCCUAAUGCAAAGUCGACCCUUAAUGAAGGCGGUCACACUGUUGUGUUGGUGCCGAGAAAAAAGUGUUUGCCACAGUUCUUUCAUAAAAUAACGUAAAUCUUUCAGAAACAAAAAGUAUGUGGACAGUGAAAAUGUUGUUAUACGGUGUGUUAUGCACCGACUUCUGGGAAAACGAACUGCCAGUGAACUUUGUAAGCUUAGAUUAAAGGUUUGGAUGAUCUAAAUCAUCGCAAAGUGUUUAUGGUUCCCUCGUUACACUGUACGUGGCGAGGCCUCCAAGGAGUGGCCAGUGUUGUGAAAUGGAAAUGGUUUGUGACAGAAAGCAAGGGUCAGAUUCUAAUGAAAUUUUCGUGAUCUGAAAGCGGAAAAAUGUAUUUCACUGCAAUUCAUCCCUAGGAACUGUUAGUGUCAUCCUUCGGUAAAAGCUCGAUGACCAGUAUAUUGUCCAUGAGCGCACAAAGUUUGACAUUUGACCUGUUGGUGUCUGGACGCAUAGAUCUGGGAUUGAGAGUGAUUGAAUCUGUCACAUUCCAGUAGAAUCUGCUCGUAAGUAUAUUCAUGCUGUUAAAUGCAGGGGAAGUUCUACCGAGGCACGGAAAUGAAACGAAAAAACACUGCCAACGCGCCUGGCCGGACGGGCCAACGCACACGCAGCAUGACAAGGCGAAUGUCCAUCACAAACCGGCCGAGCUCGGGCCGUGGAUAUGAGUAACGAGUUGCCAUGCGACAUUUGAGGCCCGGACAUGUGCGUUACGGUAUGUAAAUGAUCAUGUACUACUCGGCCAUGCGACUCAAGGAUCAAGCAUGAUUUGGCUGAAUGUCCCGCUGCUGGCCCCGUCCUGGGGUGGGCCAUCCCACGCAAGUCCUGCGGGAUGCGGAGCCGCUCCCGCUCCCUCCUCUCACGCCUUCCCUAGGCCUCUUCCGAUGCGCUCGUCUCGGCCGUCGUCUUCUUCACCUUCCGCCCUUUUGCCUCUUAUCAAGUGGAGAUCUAUCUUCCAUCUGCGUCAUGUUUCUCGCUCUUUACCCGCCCUUGUCUUUCCGACAUGCACACACACACACAUACGCACG